AUGCCGAUCGACGAGCCAUGUCAAAUUAUAUUUCCAACAACGCUCCGUGUUCAAGGGCGCUACAUCUGCGCCGGUGAUGACGAAGCGUGCAAACUAUACAAGUUGUCCCACUCACUGAACUAUCUCAUCGAUACGAAUCAAAAUGUACGAGUUGAACGGCUGGGCGUGUCCGAAAAAGAAGACAACGGCGACGGCUCUCCGGCUACAAUUUCGCAUUGCCACAUCUUUGAUUUAGUGUGUCGGUCCCCAGAUACCGUGACGCCCGUCAGCUUCUACGCCAAACACAACGAACAAACCGGUUUGUGUUCGUUCACCCUCCAGCUUUUUCGCCCUAGCCGAUUUUCAUCUAAAAAGGGCUUCAACUUUUCCCGGGCUAGCCAGUCAACGCCCGACUGCGAGAAGCACUCCGACCUGCUAUUCUCGGCAGUGCCGGGUAAAAAGAGAGAUGUAGACUAUGAAUGGCGCAAUGCAGAGCGCUGUCUGUUGGCUACAGAGUCCGAUGGCAAGGAUUCCAGAAGCCUCAUGCUCCAUGGAAAAAUGACCACCGAGGAUUGCGACGCACUCGUGUCAGCUUGGAUGCUGCGCGCAUGGUGGGAACAGACAGAGGGCAAUUCUCCCAAGCAUCUCGACGACAUUGGUAAGUUUGACUCGCUAGGCUGUAGCUAUUUCGUCUAA
Metarhizium brunneum ARSEF 3297 is the source of this 675-nucleotide messenger RNA. RefSeq lists its product as uncharacterized. The record is from RefSeq and is a predicted model, not a curated record. Lineage: Eukaryota; Fungi; Ascomycota; Sordariomycetes; Hypocreales; Clavicipitaceae.